GGCGCAAUCGCCAUUAGAAGGUGUGUCCUGAUAAGAUUAACUUAUUGUGCAUCUGCCUGUUUAAUAUUUGUAAGAAGACUUUAAUAUUUGUAAGAAGACAUGAAGUAUCUCUACAUAUAAAAUAUUGAAGUAAAUUAUUCCAACAAACAUGGACAUUAAUGAUGUAAGAACUGAGCAUGUAUAUGAUGAGAUUAUUCAACAAGUUAAAGAAGAGCAAACUAGCGGUAAUGAAACAAGCUAUCAGUGUAAUUUGUGUGAUGAAGAAUUUGAAUCAGAAAUUGAUUUAGAACAACACUGUGAAAUACAUGUUAAAGAAGAGGAUGACUCUGAUUUACAUCAUGGUAAAAAUUUGAAAUCAAGUUUUAGUCAGUUUAAUGAAACAGAGAUAGAAAAUAAAACAGGUUCUAAAAGUUAUGGAUAUCGUAAACCACCUGAGGCCAUCAAUACUGGUGAAAACUGUUAUAAAUGUUAUGUCUGUCGUAAAUCAUUUAGUAGUGACACAAAUCGUCAAGUACACUUGAGAACUCAUAUAGGUGAAAAACUUUAUAAAUGUGAUGUUUGUGAUAUAUUAUUUAAACACCAUUGUUCUCUGCAGAAACACAUGAGAAUUCAUACUGUAGGAAAACCUUAUAAAUGUUAUGUUUGUAGUAAAUCAUUUAAUCUGAAUCAUCAUCUACAGAUACACAUGAGAAUUCAUACUGGUGAAAAACCUUAUAAGUGUGAUGUUUGUAGUAAAUCAUUUAAUCUGAGUCAUAAUCUACAAACACACAUGAGAAUUCAUACUGGUGAAAAACCCUAUAACUGUGAUGUUUGUAGGAAAUCAUUCAGUCAGUUAAGUGGUCUACAGAGUCACAUGAGAACUUUUGCACCAAGAAAAACGACUGAAUGUAAAAGUGCUAUUUGUUGUAAAGGCAGUGGUCAACUACAUGGCCACAUGAAGGCUCAUAUGAAGACUCGUUCCAGAGACAAUUCUUACAAAUGUGGUGUUUGUAGCAAAUCAUUUACUAACAGGAGCAAUCAUCAAGCACACACGAUAUCUCACACCGGAAAAAAGCCUUACAAAUGUGAUGUUUGUUGUAAAUUAUUUAAUUAUAAGGCUAAUCUUCUGACACACAUGAGAAUUUGUACUGGUGAAAAACCUAAUAGGUGUGAUGUUUGUGGUAAAUCAUUUAAUCGGUUUGGUAAUCUACAGGGACACAUGAGAAUUCAUACAGGUGAAAAACCUUAUAAGUGUGAUGUUUGUGGUAAAUCAUUUAAUCUGAAUCAUCAUCUACAGAGACACAUGAGAAUUCAUACGGGUGAAAAACCUCAUCAGUGUGGUGUUUGUAAUAAAUCAUUUAAUCAGAGUCGUAGUCUACAGACACACAUGAGAAUUCAUACUGGUGAAAAACCUUAUAGGUGUGAUGUUUGUAGUAAAGCAUUUAAUCAGAGUCAUCAUCUACAGAGACACAUGAGAAUUCAUACUGGUGAAAAACCUUAUAAGUGUGAUAUUUGUAGUAAAGCGUUUAAUCUGAGUCAUCAUCUACAGAUACACAUGAGAAGUCAUACUGGUGAAAAACCUCACAAGUGUGAUGUUUGUAAUAAAUCAUUUACUUGCAAAGGUCAUCUACAGACACACAUGAGAAUUCAUACUGGUGAAAAAUGAAGAUGUUUGUGGUACAUCAUUUAUUGUGACUUGUAAUCUGAAGACACACAUGAGAAUUCAUACAGGUGGAAACACCUACAAAUGUGAUGUUUGCAAUAAAUCAUUUAAUCAGAGUAGUGAUCUACAGACACAUCUGUGAAUUCAAACUAUAAAUGUGAUGUAUAUGGUUCUUCAUUUGUAACCCGCUCCCACAAAACCAGGCUCUUGGUCAUUUUUGUAAAAAUAGAGCUGGCAGCAUAUUUGAAUAGUCCACAGCCUAAGCUUUCCAAAAAUGCAAAUUCUUUCUAAAGUUGUGUUUGGCUCAUUCACAGCAACAAGAAGGCAUACAGUUUAUGCUUGUGUGCCCGUAGUACAAAAUGAAGUUGUGCGACAAGCACUUGGAUCAGGUCACAUUUACUCAGCAUGGUGAUCUACAGGCAUACAUCAAGAUUCUUACUGUACUUAAAGAGAAUAGUUUGGGAUAUCAAGUAUUACCGGGUUAUCCAAAUUACCAGUAUAUGCGCUAAUUGCUUAGGUCGUCUUUAGUUCUCAUGGGGCCUAUUUAAACAAUGGCACCUUAAAUGGACCUACGGCAUGAUACAGCAUUUUAAAUUCACUCUAAAAUAUUCCAAUCACAAAUGUGUAAUCUAUAACAACGCAAGACGAUAAUUCGGUGAUUAUGACUAUGCCAGUCACAUGUUAAUUGGACACAUACACACUUGUCAGCUGGUAUGAUACGGCAUUUUAAAUUCACUCUAAGAUAUUCCAAUCAAAAAUGUGUAAUCUAUAACAACGCAAACGAUAAUUCGGUGAUUGUGACUAUGCCAGUCACAUGUUAAUUGGACACAUAUACACUUGUCAACUGGUGGUGUGUAUUGUAUAGAUAAGGUAUAUAGUAUGUGUAGUGCCUGUGACGUCACCAGCCAAUCAACCGGAUUAAGAUUGUAAUUGAAAAUUUGAAAACCGUUUUUGGCUUUCGGAUACUUAAACCUCAAUAGCUGAAUUAAUUUUAAUCAGAUUGGUUUGAACUUGCCGUAAAAUGGAUAUAGUAACCAUUGGCUAUAAGUACAUUCAAUUAAGAUUUUUAAUCUUAUGUGGUCUUUAAGCCUAGUAGUAUAAGUAUAUAACAUAUUGAUGAUAUUGCUACAUUAAGCCUAGUAGUAGAAGUAUAUAACAUAUUGAUGAUAUUGCUACAUUAAGCCAAGUAGUAUAGGUAUAUAACAUAUUGAUGAUAUUGUUACAUUAAGCCUAGUAGUAUGAGUAUAUAACAUAUUGAUGAUAUUGCUACAUUAAGCCUAGUAGUAUGAGUAUAUAACAUAUUGAUGAUAUUGCUACAUU
Molecule: messenger RNA, 2962 nt
Organism: Patella vulgata (common limpet)
Lineage: Eukaryota; Metazoa; Mollusca; Gastropoda; Patellidae
Product: zinc finger protein 235-like
Exons: 2
Coding region: 149-1645 (498 amino acids)
Cellular component (GO): nucleus
Source: RefSeq, a predicted model, not a curated record